AUGUACAAUCGACUCCGACAUCGAACAGCGUCAGCAGAUGAGGAGGGAGGCGUCUUAAUUGGCUUCAAUGCCAUUGACAUUGACAAUCAUAACACUCACAACACUUUUCACGAAUACAACCACAAUAACUUGGCGGCAGCAAGCCCUCCGAGAAUCAAGUCACCCUAUCAUCGACCUAAUCGGCAUCGAACGGGAUCAGUCAACUCUGUGAAUUCUCUGAAAUCUCAUCGAAUUCCCUAUCGAUCCUCAAGGGGGUACAGCUUUUUUGUUGGGUUUCUGGUGGUCGUGGCGAUACUCCUUGUGAGCGGCAUUGGAUACUCAGUCUUUUCCAUAUUUCAUGUGGCAUUAAGGGGCCGACCGGCUUGGCUCUAUGGUCAGCCCCUGUUGAUGCAGCAUGUGGCUGCUUGCUUGGUGGAGGACGAUCAUGAUCCGCCAUUGCCACCACGCGUCUUGUGGGAAUGGCACAAUUAUACUACUACAACCACGAAAGAACAGCAGCGGCAUGAAGGAGGAGGACAGACAAGGCUACUGAUUGCUCAAUAUUCGGGGUUUGGUGAAUAUGCUCAGUUUCUGAAUUGGAUCAGCCCGGUUCAUCAAGAAUACGCUCGAAAACACGGGUACGACUACGUCAUUCUGCAAGGGACACUGCUGGACUUUCCGGGCAUCCAGCAGGAUUGUUUUUCCAAUUUGCGAGCCACCUUUAACAAAAUCCCAAUCCUGGAAAUGUCCUACACGGUUCGGCACAAGUACGACUAUGUAUUGGUGUUGGAUACCGACGCCAUGAUUGUCACCACCAACCACCACGAGAAUGACAACCACCACAAUCGGUGGUCCGAAUUGUUGCCUUCCAAUCAAUUGCUUGCCGCCCAAAGGGUCAUGAGGUAUGAUUCCAGCAAUGCCUGGGACAUUAAUGCGGGAGUGACCCUCUGGAAUCUACAUCAUCCAGACUUCUACAGCUUGGUUCAACGAUGGAAAAGUAUGUCUCAGUUUGGAAGUAUGGAGCCUGACCCACCCAAAGACAAGCUACGGGUACAUUUGGAGAACAUUUUGACAAAGAAUGACGAUCAAUAUUUUCUGCAAACGGCCUUGCUUGAUGCUUACAGCUGGUGGAACCGACCGGUGGUUGCGGUCAUCGACGAGUUCAAUUACUAUCGUGGAACUCUGGUCAAACAUUUCAAACGAGACAAACGAAGUUGGUCCACCACUGGACUGGAACAACGAUUGGAGCGAGUGAAAGAGGCCAUUCGAGAGGUUUGCAUUUCUCAACGAAAAGGAAUCGCGUAUUGCUUGAGUCAACAAAGCAAGUCGGAAAUUGACUAUUCGAUACGUGAACCACCACCAGUAACGGCUUGGGUUUGA
Messenger RNA from Cylindrotheca closterium, 1359 nucleotides. NCBI's taxonomy places the organism in Eukaryota, Bacillariophyta, Bacillariophyceae, Bacillariales, Bacillariaceae. The record is from the annotation of a GenBank genome assembly.